GCUCCCCGCCCCUGCUCGUGCGCGGCGCUCCGGGACCAUGGCCGACCCUCGAGUGCGGCAGAUCAAGAUCAAGACCGGCGUGGUGAAGCGAUUGGUCAAAGAAAAAAUGAUGUAUGAGAAGGAAGCAAAACAGCAAGAAGAAAAGAUUGAAAAAAUGAAAGCUGAAGAUGGUGAAAAUUAUGCCAUUAAGAAGCAGGCUGAGAUCCUGCAGGAGUCGCGUAUGAUGAUCCCUGACUGCCAGCGCAGGCUGGAGGCCGCCUACGCCGACCUGCAGCAGGUCCUGGAAAGUGAAAAAGACUUGGAAGAAGCUGAAGAGUAUAAGGAAGCACGUGUGGUCCUGGACUCGGUGAAGCUGGAAGCCUAGCCUGGCCUGGGCAGCGUGCUCUCUGCUUCAGUCCUGGGGUCCACUCAACUCUCCCUUCCUUCCGACCUCUGCUCUGUGUCCAGGAGUCGCAGAAUGGGAUUCUUUUUAUGCAGUUGCAUAUAUUUUUCUUUGCCUAAUUUAAUGCAUCAAAUAAAUAAGCUCA
Ochotona curzoniae (black-lipped pika) is the source of this 527-nucleotide messenger RNA. It is a transcript of the gene TBCA, whose product is annotated as tubulin folding cofactor A. Gene Ontology annotation, cellular component: microtubule cytoskeleton; cytosol. Lineage: Eukaryota; Metazoa; Chordata; Mammalia; Lagomorpha; Ochotonidae. Gene Ontology annotation, molecular function: beta-tubulin binding. The transcript has 4 exons. The record is from RefSeq and is a predicted model, not a curated record. Gene Ontology annotation, biological process: post-chaperonin tubulin folding pathway; tubulin complex assembly. The coding region runs from base 38 to 364 and encodes 108 amino acids.